AUGGCGCAUGAAGAGAAGCUUCCAUUGGAGUUGACCGAAGAGAUACUUUCACGUGUACCACCAACAUCUCUUGUUCGUUUCACAACCGUAUCGAAACAAUGGAACGCUCUCUUCCACGACAAGACGUUCAUCAAGAACCACAAGAUCACGUUUCGAUUCAUCUUAACAACCAAAUCCAAGAUUUAUUUGGUAAGCAUCGAUCCAAAGAUAGAGGUGUGUGAGUUAACCUUAGAUAUUCCCGGUUUAGAUAAAAUAUACAAAAUACCUAAAAUUUUGGUUGAUUGCGAUAAGUUAUUGGUUUGCGGCAUGGAGAGAGGAGCUGUGGUUUGGAACCCGUGCUUGAGACAGAGUAGAUGGAUCGAGCAAGACUCGAACCAAACUCAACUUGAGUCCCUUGGCGUAGGAUACAACAGUAGUGGGAGUUACAAGAUAGUUGCUGGUUGUCGUCGGAAGGAAGGAGAUUACAGCAAGUACUUGUGGAAAGUCCAUGACCUUGCCUCCAAUGCGUGGGAAGACGGCGAGUUAGAAUCUGGUGGUAAUUUAGAAAAAAGGCCUAUACUACACAACACGAGUUGUGUAUCUCUGAAUGGAAAUUUGUAUGGGGUUGUUUUUGUUAGCGAGGCCGAUCACGUGUACAGCGUAUAUAAAUUCGAUUACUCGAACGAACAUUUCUUCAGAUUCUGUUAUCUACCAUGCGGAACGACGGACCAUUUUAUGGAUGCUCUUGUCCUUGGAGCUUUUGAGGGAGAUCGUUUUUCAUUGUUAAAGCAAUGCCAUGCAACAAAAAAGAUUGAGGUAUGGGUGAGUAAGUACAAGAUUAAUAACAGUUUGGAUAGUGAAGGUGUGGAAUGGAUAAUGUUUAUGAAAGUGUCAAGUCCUAACUUGCCCGAUUUAGUAGAUAUUAACUACACUCAGCCAAGCUACUUCAUCGAAGAUAAAAGACUCGUCGUAUGCUCAUGCGAUGAAACUGGUCGGGCUUGGAUCUAUGUUUUCGGGGAAAAUAGUUUGAUCAGUAAAACUCAUAUUGAUUAUGUGGUUGAUCACUGGCCUUCGCACUAUACAUUUAUUCCCAGUUUGGUACCUGUUCCGGUCAAGGUCAAUGAGAAGAACUAG
Messenger RNA from Camelina sativa (false flax), 1113 nucleotides. RefSeq names its product F-box/kelch-repeat protein At3g16580-like. Gene Ontology annotation, molecular function: protein binding. The record is from RefSeq and is a predicted model, not a curated record. Lineage: Eukaryota; Viridiplantae; Streptophyta; Magnoliopsida; Brassicales; Brassicaceae.